This is a messenger RNA of Aphis gossypii (cotton aphid), 5605 nucleotides long. Its product is annotated as collagen alpha-1(XV) chain. NCBI's taxonomy places the organism in Eukaryota, Metazoa, Arthropoda, Insecta, Hemiptera, Aphididae. The record is from RefSeq and is a predicted model, not a curated record.
GCUCUCAGUUGCCGGCAAACUAUCGACGUGUUGUAUUGUGGUAACGCCGUGUGCUGCGCAGCCCGCCGUGUGUAUCGUUGUAGUCGUCGUCGUUAUCGUCGUGUUGUCGUGUGCCGUGUCCUCUCUCGCAGGACCCUCUCCUCUCGCUCGUCCCACAGCCACCCGCGAGCACCCACCCGUGUACACCACCCUGUCCGCACGCUGCCCCUGACCGUCACGUCCGUGCGUCUCCGGUAGCCGUCCCAAAGUCGUGUUUCCAGUGAGCUUUCUGGUGCUUUUUUUAUUUUUUAUUUUUUUAAACCGCAUAUAUAGAUCCUGUCGAUCGGGAUCGCGCAAGCGCGGCCCUUCCGAAGGGAUAAUAUCCUCGUGCGGAGAAAUAACGUCUUCGGCGCACCGCCACCACCGACGACACCACAUCUACCUCCACCACCGCCACUACACACACCUUAUCCGACGAAUUCACCGCCUCCACCGGCCGGCCGGCCAACACGUGGUCUCAGGCGCACGUGCACCGCCGCCGAGACAUGACGUGGACGUUUAUCGUUGUCUGUGCAACGCUGUGCAGGUUCAGUGCAGCCGUCGAUGAAUUAGCAGAUGAAAAAUUUGUGCCAGACGAACAUGAUCUUCAAACCGCCAUUAAAGUUCCUUUUGAGGACCCGCAGUUGUACUUUGAUAGCGGGGAGGAUGGUUUUCCAGCCUUUGGCAUUAAACCAGGAUCUGAUAUAAAAUCACCGUAUCGAUUAUUCCUGCCUGAGAAAUUGUACUCUGAAUUUUCCAUCGUGGUUAAUUUCAAACUCAAUUCUAUGGAUGGUGGUUUUCUAUUUGCUGUUGUCAAUCCUUUAGAAAACGUGGUGCAGCUGGGCUUGCAGGUCGUACCAUCGUCGUCCAACGCGAUGAAUGUGAGUUUCCUGUAUACGGACGUGAACAAAUACUCAUCGUCGUCGAACGUCUUAGCCACGUUUUCAGUUCCUUGGAAAAUUCGGAAAUACAUCCGACUGAGUUUGAAGGUGACCAGAGAGUACGUGCGGUUGUUCGGUAGGUGUUUGGAACCACAGACCGUGAUGGUAGUCAGGGAUCCGGUGGAAUUGUUGUUCGACUCAGCGUCUACGUUAUACAUUGGCCAGGCAGGGCCGCUGAUCAAAGGACCGUUCGACGGGGCCAUACAAGAAAUGAAAAUCUAUUCAUCGCCAGAUUUCGCCGAUAUCCAGUGCACUGAGCUUUUGCAGCCAGACGAUGACAAGGAACCAGAAAAUCCUGAAGACCUGACUAACGGCGGUUACUCGGAUAGACCACCUGCCCCUCCACCACCGCCGCCAUCAAACGAAAACCAUGGCUAUCAGACACCCAACAUCAAAGGGGAUAAAGGCGAUGCUGGUCAAAAGGGAGAGUCGAUCAGAGGACCACCCGGACCACCUGGACCUCCGGGAUCGCCGUUUUCCGGGGACUUUGCCACCGAUGAAGAACUCGUCAAGUCCGGAGUAUCUGGACCAAGGGGUCCGCCAGGCAUAUGCAGUUGUAACCUCACCACGUUAUUUGCACCCGGCAAAAUACCAGAAUUAAUACAAGGACCACCGGGCAAUCCAGGAACUGAUGGAAAAAUGGGAAUGACAGGACUCCCGGGUGCCGUAGGGUUGCCAGGAGAACGAGGACUAGAAGGCAUAAAAGGGGAUAAAGGUGAAAGGGGAGAUGUCGGUCCACGAGGAAACGAAGGCAUUCAAGGCCCCAAAGGUGAUUCUGGAAUUGAUGGAGAGCGCGGUUUACAAGGACCACCGGGUCCACCCGGUCCUCCUGGUGGAUCAGACUUUUCAAACAAUGAUCCUAGCUGGAAACCAAGACCUAUUUACAAGGACAUCGGGUUUGAGUCAAAUGUUGGGAGGCCUGGUCCCCCGGGUCCUAAAGGCGAUCCGGGUGUUGAUGGCGCUCCGGGCUUAAAAGGUGCAAAAGGAAUUCAAGGCAAUAAAGGAGUUCGUGGUGAGAUGGGAAGCAAAGGAAUCAAAGGCGAUAAGGGCCAUGCUGGAUCUAUUGGACCACAAGGUUUUAAAGGAGAACGAGGAAUACGUGGUUUUGACGGAACCCCAGGAGUGCCAGGAGAAAAUGCUCGUCCAGCACCCAAAGGCGAAAAAGGCGAUAGUGGACCACCCGGACCGCCCGGUCCACCUGGACUAACGCAAACUGGAGUAAAAAUUGAUAAAACGGAUACAGCAGUUGUGAAAACAGUCAAAGGUGAUAAAGGCACAAAAGGUGAUCAUGGGGAAAAGGGAGCCGUUGGUAAUCUGGGCCCAGGAGGAAACCCUGGUCCACCUGGUUUGACAGGUCCCAAAGGUGAACGAGGAGAACCCGGUUUACCAGCACCCUUAAUAUCUACGACCGAUCUAGGAAUGAUCAAAGGAGAUAAAGGUGAAAUGGGAAGACGAGGCAGACGCGGAAAACCAGGUCCUACAGGUCCACCUGGCCCACCUGGAGAUAUUGGUUUGCCUGGUUUAAGAGGCACACCGGGUAAAGCAGGAGGUCAAAAAGGGGAAAAAGGAGAUCGGGGAGAAUCUGUUAAAGGCGAUAAAGGGGAACCAGGAAAAGACGGGUUACCAGGUUCGGGUGGAACAUACGUGCCUGUACCAGGACCAGCAGGCCCACCAGGCCCACCAGGUAUUCCUGGUGUUGCAAUCGAAGGGCAAAAAGGUGAACCUGGUGAUCCAGGUUUUUCUUCAGCACCUCUCAGAAGUGAAAUAAAUGAACAUAUUAUUGUACCUGGCGCUCUUACAUUCCCGAACAAGAAAUCAAUGAUAAACGUAACAGAUAGAACUCAGAUGGGUACCAUUGCAUUCAUCAUCGAAGAAGAAGCUCUUUUAGUACGUGUCACGCGUGGCUGGCAGUACAUUUCCCUUGGUUCAUUGAUUACAACUGGAAUCGAUCCGGCUCCAACAAGCGUUCCAAUGCCAACAAGAGUGCCAUUAGAAUCAUCGAAUUUAGUACAUAACCAUCCAGUAAAAGAUAACACAAUGUGGCAUCCUAAAAUGUUAAGAAUAGCAGCGUUGAACGAACCAUAUACAGGUAAUAUGCACGGCGUUCAGAGCGUGGACUAUUCGUGUUAUCGUCAGUCUCAGAGAGCGGGACUUCACGGAGCAUUCAAAGCGUUCCUGUCUUCGAGGCUUAAUAAUUUGAAAACGAGUCACGAGUCCGAUAGAGAUUUGCCCGUAGUCAACAUCAAAGGAGAUGUGCUAUUCAACUCUUGGAAAGAUAUUUUCAGUGAAAACGGAGCGUUUAUAUCACAACAGCCCAGGAUAUACAGUUUUAGUGGAAAGAAUGUGCUCACCGAUUUCACGUGGCCUCAGAAGACCAUCUGGCAUGGAUCAGAUAUUUCUGGCGACAGUGCCGUUGACGGAAAUUGCGAUGCGUGGAACUCGGAGAGCGCCGACAAACGAGGACUGGGCUCGUCGUUGAUGCAAAAUGCCGAUCGGCAGGCAAAACUCCUGGAUCAGGAUUCUGCUUACGAUUGCCGCAACUUUUUUAUCGUCCUUUGCGUGGAAAUAACACCUCACUCGGGUGCGAUGUUUUCAAGGAAACGGCGCAGCGGCGUCGGAGGUCUGCACGACGAACCGCAACUACCGAUGAGCCGUCAAGAGUACGAGAAAUUCAUCGAGAACAUCCGAGCUUAAAUACCGACCACAAACAUCCGUCUCGUCGGCUGUCUUUUAUUAUUAUUAUUAUUAUUUCUAUUAUUUCGACUUUAUUCUUUAGUGUACGACGACACCUCCAAUUUCUUGUCCAAUUUCAUUUUUUAAAACAUAACUUUGCUGUACACUAUACUAACAGGUGAAACAACAUGACAUACGAUAUAAUCAUUAUCAUUACUAUUGAUUGUCGUUGUUUGAUGUGUCUUUCAUUCCUCAUUCAUUUUUAUUAAGUAACAAUAUUUUUUAACAUUCGCAUAUCAUUCAAUAAUCUUGCCAUAUCUGACUAAACAAAUUGAUAUUAUUAUUUCGAGUUUCCAGAAACUACAACAAUGGUUCGCUUAAAAAAUAUCAUCAUUACACAUAAUAUUAUAAAAAUAGCAUUAUUACCAUCAAAUUUACACAUAUCUCGUUAUUUUACUAAUAUGUUGUGGAUUUUAUAAACGAUAUUUUUUCGAAAUGUUUUAUUUCGAUUUUUUCAAAACACACGCAUUUUUUGUUUUUAUUUGUUUAUAUUAUAUAGUAAAUAGUAUUGUUAAUAAGUAAGUUAAUGUUUUAGUAUUACAAGUGUAUAUUCAUUUUUAAUGAAAAUUCAAAAUUUUAUAGUUUUUCAUAAAUUACUAAUACUGAUAGGCAAACAACAAUAUCAUUUUAAUAGUUUUAAAAUAUACCUUAUUUUGAUUAAACAAACUUAUUAUUUUGCUAUCAAAAAAUUUACCAAUAACAUCAUUAAAUUGUCAAUCAUAUAAUAAAUAUCGAUUUUUUGGUAAAUUUCUAAUUUUGUCAUAAUUAAUAACCAUUUGCAUUUACCCGAAUAUAUCAUUAUUAGUUUGAACAUUUAGUAUAUCAUUGUAAAUUAUUUUACAUUUAUGUGUUCAUGUAAUAAUAUUGUAUAUUUAUUUUAAAUAUUAAAUCAUUUUAUACUAUAUAUGCAUGCAUGAGAUUUGUGUAAACAUAAAUCAUAAUCGUAUAUAUUAUAACAUAUAAUAUAUUGAUUUUAUAAAGCAUUUUGUACAUUGUAUAUAUAGUUUUAAAUCAAUUAAUUUUAUAAAUAAAAACGUAUAUACUAAGGUAUUAGUUUGUAUAAUGUUAGAAUUAGUAUAACCUAUUAAAAAGUAUGAAAUGAAAUGUAGUUAGAAAUUAAAUCCGUGUCAUCGAUUAAAAUAUUAACUGAGAAAUCAAAAACUGGUUUGUGUAUAAAUAUUUUUAACAUAAAUUUAUACUUAACCUAUAUUUUAUUAUUUUAAUAUUCAAACAUUCAAACAGAGUACGAACAAUAGCAAAAUAUGUUUUUGUGUAAUGAUAAAUAUACAUUGCUGUGUUUUACAUAAAAAAAUUAAUAAAUCAUUAAACUGAAUUAUUUUCUAUAAUUCUAUAAAUAAAUAUAAUAUAUAUAAAUUAUAUAUAUUUAAUCGAUGAACAUUUUUUUUUAUUAUAAUAGACAUAGAAUAGUAGGUAUAUUGUAAUAUUUUAUUUGAUGUCUCGUACGACUGCAGUAGAAAUAAAAAUUCUUUAUAUAUUUAUUCAAAAAUAGAGUUAAUUUUAUAAAAAAUUACUUUAUUUAAGUUAAGCUAGGUGAUAUAAUUAUUAUAAAAUGUUUCGAAUAGUAUUAUUUAUUACCUAGUUCCAGCACAAAUAAAUAAAUACAAUUUGGAAGACAUUAUUUUACUUUGGUUAUAACCUGUAAGUAAUAAGAUAAAUUAAGAAUAUUUUUUAAAAUUAUUUAAAUUACAUUAUAAGAAACAUAUACAAUAAGGUAAAACAAAAUAAGAGUAAAAUAUUUAAUAUCUUAGUUAAAGACUAAUGUGAAACAUUCACUGAAAUUAUAAUAUAUGUAAUAGAUACCUAUAUGAUUGUAUUAACUUACAAAUAAGUUUGUUUUUAAUAUAACUAUAGAGUACCUAAAUAAUUACAAUAAAUACAAAUUAUUACUGUUA